AUGAACAGAAUGGUUGAAUUAAGAUUUUCUGCAAUUUUUCUACAAUGCAUUUUCACUUUGUUUCCUGCAUAUCUAUUUGUCAAAUGGAUGAUGUACUGGAUUGUGUUUGCAUUGUUCUGUACAGUGGAGACAUUUUCUGAUUUCCUCCUUUCGUGGUUUCCCUUCUACUAUGAGUUCAAGAUUGUGUUUGUUCUAUGGCUGCUCUCCCCCUUCACUCAGGGCUCCAGUUUUCUGUUUCGGAAGUUUGUUCAUCCACAGCUUGCUCGAAGAGAGAAGGAUAUAGAUGAACUCAUUGACCAGACAAUCAAACAGGGCUAUUCAACAUUUUUUGAUCUGGGCAAUAAAGGCAUCAAGGUCAUCUUGAAGUCAGUCAUCACGGGUCAGUCAAAAUUGGUAGACCAUCUGCGUCACAGUUACAGCACCAGCGACCUCAGCAAUGAUGGCCAUGACAUUGUGCCACGGCAAGAUGCUGUCGGCGAUCGAGAGGAAGAAAAGGAGUACGAAUUAGACAACAGACUUAUAGAAGACCAAGCAGAAUUAGCUCUUAGCUCCACAGCUUCAAUAUCCAAAAGUAGAGGUUCAAGUUCAGCAUUAUCAUUGUCUAGUGUGAAAGAGGAAGAUGGGGAAGAUAGCGAGCAGGUGACGACAAAGACUUUCACCAUACCUUCCAGUACCAGACGGCAUUACUCGGCUAAAGAGAGAUACCAUCGCCUAACAAGACGAGAAAAAACAGAUUAA
Candidula unifasciata is the source of this 738-nucleotide messenger RNA. NCBI's taxonomy places the organism in Eukaryota, Metazoa, Mollusca, Gastropoda, Stylommatophora, Geomitridae. The record is from the annotation of a GenBank genome assembly.